Messenger RNA from Syzygium oleosum, 609 nucleotides. RefSeq names its product probable LRR receptor-like serine/threonine-protein kinase At4g29180. Bases 1 to 609 code for a protein of 202 amino acids. NCBI's taxonomy places the organism in Eukaryota, Viridiplantae, Streptophyta, Magnoliopsida, Myrtales, Myrtaceae. The record is from RefSeq and is a predicted model, not a curated record. The transcript has 2 exons.
AUGAAGAUCUUGAAGAUGUUGCAUGUCUUGAUUGGUUGUCUCGCUCUAGGAGUUGUCGCUCGCGGGCAGCAAAAUCUAGGUUUCAUAAGCAUCGAUUGCAGCGCACCCAGGGAUUACCAUGACUAUCAGCUUGACAUAUACUACAAGGCGGAUGCAGGGUUUGUAGAUUCCAGAACAAACAUGCAGGUGUCCCCCCAGGUCAUUUACCAAUACAACCAACAACAAUCAAAGAAUCUCAGGGUCUUCCUCAAUGGAACAAGGAAUUGUUACACAUUAAUGAUGGAUGAAGGAAAGGGCAACACAUAUUUGGUCAGGGCUUCAUUUUGGUAUGGGGAUUAUGAUGGCAAGAAUCAAACCCUGGCAUUUGACCUCCAUAUUGAUGUUAACUAUUGGAUCAUGGUGAACUCUUCGUCUUAUGUAUACGAAGAGAUUAUUUACACUCCUCCAAGAGAUUAUAUUCAAGUUUGCAUGGUGAAUACUGGCUCAGGUAUUCCAUUCAUAUCAUCUCUCGAGUUGCGGUUGCUGGAUAACUCGAUUUAUUAUAUCAAUUCUAGUGCACUUGUAACUAAGUGGAGAUUUAAUUUGGGGAGCUUAAACACGUACAGGUGA